This is a messenger RNA of Brassica rapa (field mustard), 3138 nucleotides long. RefSeq names its product protein PHLOEM PROTEIN 2-LIKE A8. Gene Ontology annotation, biological process: signal transduction. The record is from RefSeq and is a predicted model, not a curated record. NCBI's taxonomy places the organism in Eukaryota, Viridiplantae, Streptophyta, Magnoliopsida, Brassicales, Brassicaceae.
UUGUAUUACUACUACUAACUAUGAGAAUGCAUAUGUAAUCUCUAUCGAUCCCAAAGAUUUUUCCAAUCUUCUACAAUGUCACUACAUACGACGUGAAACUCCGUGAGGGAGAUUUUGGCAUUCAUUUUAGGCGUUUGAAGCGGGAGUAUCGGUCUGAGCAACAUAGAGUCGGUAAAUGGAAAGAGGCGUUGGCUUGUGUCUCCGGUAAGACUGGGUUGACAUUCAAUGAUAAAAGCUUAUCAGAGAGCGAUUUUAUUAACAAUAUCGUCAAGGAAAUCAUGAUAUUGCUACAAGCCAUUCCCUUGGUGGAAGCCGAAAAUUGUCUUGUUAAGAAACUUCCAGUAAAAGGAGAAACUUCUGCAAUGAAAACGGAUUCUUUCAUAUCCUCCAAGGCUCAAAAAGGAAACCUAGAGAGUCCACCUGAAGCUAAGAUCAAAAGUUUCAGUGGAAGCAACUCUUUAGCUCCUCAUGAAGCCAUUGUCUCGGGACUGGGUCCAACUCCGACAGAAACAAGCCUUUGUAGGCUUAAGUAUGGUCCCCACAAGCCUUGCAAGAAAUGGCUCGAGUUUGACGAGAACAUUAAAAAGAGUCGCUUGAAUAAACAAAAAUAUAGUAAUGACAAAAGUUUCACUGGAAGCAAUUCUGUAGCUCCUCAUGAAGCCAUUGCCCCGGGACAGGGUCCAACCCCAGAAACAAGCCGUAUCACGCUUAAGCCUCGAGGCGAGACUCCAGAGAUAUGCAUUUUGUUUGACAAGAACAUGGAAAAGAGUCGCUUGAACAAACAAAAAUAUAGUAAUGGUAGUAGUUGAUCUCAUAAUAAUUUAUGGUUUAAUUUGCAAAAUGGUCCUGUUAUCAUUAUGUUUAGACAAUCAAUAAUGAGUUAGCAUUUCUAUACUCAGUUCUGCUUAGAAAGAUAUAUGGUACUUCUAUCAUGGUGUGAUGUGAAUUUUUUUUUUUUAAAUGAUGUCAUAUGAGGUAGAAAACGUUCGUUUCACAUUAAUGUUGCGAAUAUACAUAGGAGCAUGAACACAUAUAUGACAAUUGCUGGUCAGUAUUUAAUAGUCUUUUCAUACAUUUAAAUAUGUAUAAAUGUGAAACUACAAAGUUGCAUAAGUCCAAAAAAGUGUAAAAAGACUUAUUAACAAACCGGUAAACUAAAAUCUGAAACAAAUUUUAAAAACUACAAUUUCUGAUCAUCUUCCGCCAAGGCCGCUAGGAAAACCGACGACGCCAUUUAGCACGAACUAGUCUCCCGACGACGCUUUAAGGUACAAACCCUAGACUCGCGUCAAUGUUUUGAAUACAAACCGAAAAACUGGAAAGACUCGCCACACAAACCCAACAGAGACUAACGACACCCAUCCUUAACACGAAGCUAACAGAGACAGAUGAUGUUUCACAAUACGAAUCUAGAAAAUUCCUAAAACAAUACAACCAAAGAUCUUAAAAGCGAGUGGGUAACAAACUCGUCACUACCUAAAACAAAAAGGAAAGCAGGGUGAGCAGCUACUCCAUGAAACAUAACACUUUGACACACCAGGACCGAGCAGUCCCCAUCCACCAGAGACUCACUCUAGUGCUGGGAUGUUGGAAACUACUCCUGAGGCUACCGAGACCAGACCAAACCGAAUGAAACUACUCCUGAGGCCACUGAACAGCAUUCAAUGAUGCAAUUCAUGCAUUACUUGACACAAGCAAGUAUAUAUUACAUAAAAAUGAAAAACGACUCUGUGUCAUACUGUACUCUUGAUUUUACUAGAGUAUCAGGUGUUUUUUAAUCCAAAUUUGUGAAUAAGUUGUAGACAAAAGUUCUUUCUAAAUCUGGAUGUCACCAAAAUAGUGUAAAUUUUUUUUCCCAUCUGAAAAUAUUCAUUCAUAGUAAAAUACCAGGUUCAAUACAAAACCGGAUUAGAACCUAGAAACAGCAACUCAAACCCAUUAGACAAUAAACAUCUAAACCUAAAAAAGACAAAUUAGUGCAAAGGACCUUCCAAGAUAGCAAACACAAUGAUCUGGAUAUAUCGAAGUUGCCCUCGGCCAACCGACGAUAUCAUCCACUUCAAGAACCCAAUACACACAGUCUUCUCAACUCGGAUCUAUCGCUGCCGCCUAUGGCCUGCCGAACAAUAUCAUCUCCUACUAGAAAGAAACCAAGAUUUCAUAACCCGACAAGCAAGACCGCUUCACGAUCCACGCAACUUUCGGAUGCGGUUGGAACACAUUCUCUCACGUCCACCAUACACCUCCACACAAAUAAGUCUCUCCAUCGAUUCCAAAUUAACAAGGUAUAUUCUUUUGCCUGUUCGUAAACGCCAUCUAGAACAUGCCAAUCAUUAUAUCCAAAACAACACAUUGCCCAUCAUCAUCUUUUAAAAGACAAAAAGGAGUGGAAGCUAAACAACGCAUAAUCAUUCUCUCUCUUCCUUAUUUAUCUUUUUAAAAAAAUUGUAAUAUAAAAAUCGCUAGAUCCCCGUCUUAUGUAACGGACUUAAACAAACCGCGUACGGCGUCAUCCGGCGAGGAGACUAAUUUGAUCUCUCAAUCUCAAUAUCGGAAACGCUGCCGGAGAAAACAUCGUUUAGCGGCGGGACUAAUCUUGCUGUCGACGGAGCUGGAAGCAGCUGCUUUUUCUUCUCCAGAUCUCUAACCGAUUCUCACCUCUUCCUGUGUCUCCGAUUUGGUUAUACCAAAGCCAUGGUUCUUGAUGGGAUUGUAUCUUCACCGUUAAGGAGACACCAGUCUCUGAAGAAGCAGUGGGAAGACUUGGGUAGCUGCUCCACCGUUGUCAACAGGCAUCGAUAUCUCUUAACCGCUUUGGUUCUUUUGGCCGUCCUCUGCACUGUUUAUCUUUACUUUGCCGUCACUUUGGGCGCUAGGCACUCCUCCACAUGUUAUGGCUUGACCGGGAAAGAGAAGGCAAUGUGUCAAUUACAACACGUUCAAGCUAUCUCCAAAGGCAAACUCAAAUUCUUCUAGUGUGGCAUGGAAGCUGAUACCCCCACCUUAUUCUUAUUGAUCUCCAACAUUAUUUUUUUUUUAAAUUGAUCGUCCAAUGUUAUUUGUGUGUAUUAUUUUUAUUACUCCAUGGUGAACAACCAGAGAUUUUUAUAAUCGAAGAGAUGAGAGUAUACAUUUGCA